AUCAGUAAUAACUACUGAACCUUCGAAAUUUGAACUCAGAAUAAACUGCAUUAAAUUAUCAACAACCCAUUAUUUUAUCAAUCUAUGCGAAUUUAUGGGCUUCCCUUUUCUGAUCCUUCGAGCCGGAUGUUAACGUGCGACUUUAUGUGUAAUGUUUUGUGUGAUCAGAUGAAAACGGAGGUCGAAAUAUGUCGUUCUCGUACCUCUGAAGCGGCGAUGUGUCGCGCGCGGCGUCUAUCCGCCGGCUGCGAGUGGGCAGCGGCCCUCAAACUAUUGGACACCGUCGACCCCUGGUGCUGCGGGGAGGUGCGCGUUGCUUGUCUAGUCGAACUAAGGAAGAGUUCUGAACUAUUCGCGUUCGCUCACACGCUGGUGGACGCUUACCCUAACAGUUGGAUAUCAUGGUACGCGGUCGGGUGUUACUACUACCUUAUCGGUAAAAGUGAAUUUGCCCGGAGGUAUCUUAGUAAAGCUAAGAGUUUGGAGCCGGGCGCUGGAUGUGUAUGGCUCGCUUACGGACACAGCUUUGCAAAUGAUAAUGAACAUGAUCAAGCUAUGGCUGCAUAUUUCAAGGUAAGAUACAAUUAUAUAAAAAAAAUGCAUUCAUAUGAUGAUAUUAUUAUUUUUUUUUUUUUAUCGAAAUAUGUUUAAAAGAGUUACAAACAAGGUUAUUUGCAUUUAUAAUAUUAGUUAGGGUAAUUUUUCAAUUUUUUUAACAUUAUUUGAGGUCAGUUCCAUUAAUUUCAAAUUUUGCGAAGAUUUUACUUUAAUGCUGGGUAAUGUACAUCUAUGCCAGUGGCGUAGCUAGGUAACCUAGGGCCCUGGGGCAAACAAAAAAAUGGGACCCACUGCUAU
Molecule: messenger RNA, 855 nt
Organism: Diatraea saccharalis (sugarcane borer)
Lineage: Eukaryota; Metazoa; Arthropoda; Insecta; Lepidoptera; Crambidae
Source: the annotation of a GenBank genome assembly